Molecule: messenger RNA, 1077 nt
Organism: Ascoidea rubescens DSM 1968
Lineage: Eukaryota; Fungi; Ascomycota; Saccharomycetes; Ascoideales; Ascoideaceae
Product: Zn(II)2Cys6 transcription factor domain-containing protein
Exons: 1
Coding region: 1-1077 (358 amino acids)
Biological process (GO): regulation of DNA-templated transcription
Molecular function (GO): DNA-binding transcription factor activity, RNA polymerase II-specific; zinc ion binding
Source: RefSeq, a predicted model, not a curated record
AUGAAUAGCAUUCCUCCUAAAAAUAUUAGUUAUUAUAUCCAGCAACAACAGAUGUCGUAUAAUCAGCAAAAUUAUUAUGGUUCUUCCAAUAUUAAUCCGGAUCAGAAUAACAAUGGAACGAACGCAUUAAAUAUUGGCAACAUCAAUAAUCUUAAUAAUAUGAACAUGAACAUGAACAUGAAUAUGAACAUGAAUAUGAAUAUGAAUAUGAAUAUGAAUAUGAAUAUGAAUCAGGAAAGUCCAAUAAUUACAAGAAGAUAUAAAUCUAGAAGACAAAGACCUUGUGAUUUUUGUAGAAAAAGAAAAUCUUGUUGUAUAAUUGAAGCUGGUAUACCUUGUAAAUUAUGUAAAGAAUACAAUAUGAACUGUACAUUUAAUGAAGGACCAUCUUCAAGAUCUAAAAAUUAUUAUAAAAGAACAUCAUCCAGCUCUUCAAUUUCUUCAAUGUCAUCUGUUGGUUCGAUCUUCUUGAAUCAACAACAACAACAACAACAACAACAACAGCAACAGCAACAGCAACAUCAUCAAUACAGUUUAAACAAUUCGUUAAAUCUUGAUGAAAGAGAAACGUCUGAAUUUUCAUCAUUGAAAAAUCAUCCCAAAUUGAGAAAAGCUAAUUCAUCUGAGUUUGCAAAUCAUAAUCAACUCCCAAAAUUUCCAAUACCCAAUGUCUCUUCAUUAUUGCAAGCUAAUAAUAAUAUUAAUAACAAUCAAAAGUUAUUAAAUAUAUUGAAUUCAAACGAUUUGGAUCUUUCAUCAAAUAAUAUGUUUAUUCAAUCUCCCAAUAUGAAUAGUUAUCCAAGUUUUUAUAACAGCAAUUAUAACAAUACAUAUAAUAAUGAUAAUUAUAGUGAAAGUUAUAAUGAUAGUAUUAAUACCAAUUUAAACUAUAAUAAUAAUUAUAAUAAUAAUUAUAAUGAUAAUAAUAACAAUAACAAUAACAAUAGUAAUAAUGAUAAUAACAAUAAUAAUAAUAAUUAUAAUAAUGGUAAUCAAAACUUUAACUCUGAAGAUAAAGAAGAAAACUUAAUGAGUCUAGAUCAAGAGUAUAACUCAGAUUAUAAUUAUUACGGUUAA